Molecule: messenger RNA, 1309 nt
Organism: Strongylocentrotus purpuratus (purple sea urchin)
Lineage: Eukaryota; Metazoa; Echinodermata; Echinoidea; Camarodonta; Strongylocentrotidae
Product: mucin-2-like
Exons: 4
Coding region: 74-1309 (411 amino acids)
Source: RefSeq, a predicted model, not a curated record
AAUUUUGUGAACAACUGUUGGCCGAUCUACGCAUCACCACCAUCAUCAUCAUCGUUUUAAUCAAUUAGGAAUCAUGGGUUCAUAUCAAAGGAUUAUCAUUGUUCUUAUCCUAGUUGUUUGUUUAAUGGGACUAUCAGCAGGAAGAGGUGAUGGCACUGCUUCAAGAAGCCCCAUUAUUGAAGAAGAAGAAGAAGAACUUGAAAUUGAAUACAUCACUGUGACUGUCUUUGGUACAACGGACUUACCAGAAGAGAGCAACAAUGGUUCACCUCCUCCUACCCGUCAAAAUCUGACUAUGGUAACACCAGCACCUGAAAGCACAAAUGAAACACUUGCCACACCACAGAAUGUAACACCGAAUGUGGUGCCUAUCAAAGCCAGCCAAGCUCCUGAUUCAGUAACAACAAUGGAUAUAGACGUUGUAACAGAUGUUGGAACUGGCCCCUCUGCUAUGGUUGGUGAUGGCACUGGUGGUGGUGAAGAUAUGAUGAUGGCCACUCAAGGCUUAGACGUAACUUCAGAUGGACUUGAUGCAGCCACACUUCCAGUUGCUGGGGAUUUAGCGGAAGAAGGAACUACAGAAGCGAUUGAAGUGCUUACAGACAUACUAUCCAUCGUAACAGAGGAAACUGAAGACAUAAUAACUGCAACGGAUGAAUUACCAACAAGCAGACAAGAUGCUGAAAUUCUACCAACUAUUGUUGAGGAUACAGACAGUACAACUGCGCUGAUGCAAGAGAUGACUACAGCUUCAGAAAUUCUGGAGCCUGCUGUAACCUCUGUACUUGGAGAGCAUCCGACCACUCAGUUUGCAUCAACCCCAGAAAUUCUCACCACAGUGGAUCAAAUCACUUCAGCACCACAGUCUACUCCUCACACACCCCUACCACCUACAACACCUGAGAGCUCAACGACAGCCAUGCUCCACACAUCGCUACCACCUACAACACCUGAGCUCCACACAUCACUACCACCUUCAACACCUGAGAGCGCAACCACAUCUAUGCUCCACACAUCACUACCACCUGCAACUCCAGAGAGAGCAACCACAUCCAUGCUCCACACAUCACUACCACCUACAACACCUGAGUUCCACACAUCGCUACCACCUGCAACUCCAGAGAGAGCAACCACAUCGAUGCUUCACACAUCAGUACCAACAAUCACUACAAGUCAAGCUCAAACAACGGAAAGUGAUCAUACUGUCUCUCAUCAUUUGAAUCAGAUAUCAGCCAGUGAUUUGUCAUCAGAUGAGAUUGAUAACAUUGUGACACUCAAGUUCGGUGGUAUCACGUGUACUCCCCUUUAG